This is a messenger RNA of Bombyx mori (domestic silkworm), 2392 nucleotides long. RefSeq names its product syntaxin-16 (gene Syx16). NCBI's taxonomy places the organism in Eukaryota, Metazoa, Arthropoda, Insecta, Lepidoptera, Bombycidae. Gene Ontology annotation, cellular component: endomembrane system; SNARE complex; membrane. The coding region runs from base 378 to 1292 and encodes 304 amino acids. Gene Ontology annotation, molecular function: SNAP receptor activity; SNARE binding. Gene Ontology annotation, biological process: vesicle fusion; vesicle-mediated transport; intracellular protein transport. The record is from RefSeq and is a predicted model, not a curated record. The transcript is spliced from 4 exons.
GAGAUAUUUCUUAGUAACGUAAAGGCUAUAUGGGUUCAGGAGAAAGGGUGGCAUCUACCUUAAAAAUGCGAUAAGUCAAUAAACAAAAAAAAUUAAACUUAUUGUCCACUCAAAAAUACAUAGCAAUAAACUGACAACUUUCGAAAAUAAUCCGCGCCAAUGUAUUGUUAUGGUUAAUGUAAUAGUCGUGUACAAUAAAUUGUAGAUUUAAAGCACAGAUAGCAUAAAUUAUCUAUAACAUUAUCAGAAUAAUUAUUAUGUUCACUAAUUUUAAUCAGAACUAGCCUUUCUUUUUCCAUAGUAGUUAUGUGUGUUUUAAAAUACAAAUUGAAUCAUUUUCAAUAGCCUAUAAUAAUGAUUCAGAACGUGCUAGACUUAUGCGACGAAGCUCUCAUGAUAUGGAAGCCGGAGCUGAGAUGAGAGUUGACUCACGUGCCCCACCGCCCUGGGCUGAUGCAUUAGAGGAAGCUCACUAUGUUAUGACCAGACUAAAAACUAAACUAUCGGAACUAGAAGCUAGACAUGAGAAACAAAUCAAUCGGCCCGCUCUAGAUGACUCCACUGAACAACAGCAUAUAGAGAGACUCAGCACUGAAAUUGGAAGGCAUUUCACGCAUGCGCAUACACACCUAACAGCUAUUAAAGCACAAAUAAGACACGGUAACAAAACAGAACAAAAACUAGCAGCCAACGUUGUACUAGCACUGGUCACAACUCUGCAGGAAUUGAGCGUGAUCUUCAGAACAGCGCAAUCGAAUUAUUUAAAGUCCCUCACGUCCAGAGAAGAAAGGUCGAAUGCGUACUUCGAUCUCCCGAAUUUCGAAGAGUUGAGUCUAAAUGACAACGAGCUCCCCUCGGGACUUACGGACAACGAAACAGACCUGCUGUUUGCCUUACCGAGCACGUCAGGAACCCAAAAAACCUUCUACGACGAGGACCGAACGGACGAUCAGCCUAAGCAGAUGUACAAUCAGAAACAGCUGCUGCUCAUACAGGAAGCAAACACGAGAAUGGUCGCAGAGAGGGAGGAAGAAGUAAACAAAGUUGUUAGAUCUAUAGUCGAUUUGAAUGAGAUCUUCAAGGAUUUGGCUCACAUGGUUCACGAACAAGGUACGGUUUUAGAUAGAAUAGAUUUCAAUAUAGAGCAGACGCACGUGCAGGUCAGCGAAGGCUACAAGCAGCUGCAGAAGGCGGAGAGGUACCAGCGGAAGAAUAGAAAAAUGAAAUGCAUCAUGAUACUCUGCGUUGUAGUCGUGGUGCUGUUCUUUCUGUUGAUCGUUGUCAAAAGCUAGCCGUAGAAGCUAAAGUUUAUGUUAAAUAAUUUUUUUUUUGCUUAGAUGGGUGCACGAUCUCACUGCCCACCUGGUUUUAAGUGGUUACUGGAACCCAUAGACAUCUACAACGUAAAUGCGCCACCCACCUUGAGAUAUAAGUUCUAAGGCCUCAAGUAUAGUUACGACGGCUGCUCCACCCUUCAAACCGAAACGCGUUACUGCUUUACGGCAGAAAUAGGCAGGGCGGUGGUACCUACCCGCGCGGACUAAUUGAUUACAGAAAUGUUAUGUGUUUGUGAAAUUAUCACACCAAUUCGAAAGAGACUAACUUUCACAACAAAUUUUCAUCGAAUACAUCUCUAUUGAAUUUUCAAACAUGAGCACUAACGUUGACACAAUACCCGCAUGUCUCAUGACCUCAAACAUCAGCGUGCGAUCCGUUUCACAACUAAUAGAUAAAUAUUGUUGAGUCUGUUCAAAUAGUUCAUUUUAACUUCUUUUUUUUCCCCAAGCUUUUUCCUUACUCUAAUAGGUAGCUAGGAAUAACCUAAUAAUUAAUUAAACACUUGAUUUCCAAAAAUUAUACACUGAAAUCGCGGUAAAAAGGAAGUUCAAAUAAAAAUAUGUAAUUUUUAUAUACAGAGAUCAAACAUAUUGAUCUUUUAUCAUUCCAUUACCUACCGAAAUUAUUAUUUGCAUAAAUCCUAAUGAUAAAGCCCUUUCUUAAAUCAAUAUUAAUUUCCCUACAAUAAAUUUCAACGCAAGUAGAGAAUGUCAGGAACCCUUUUCCGAAGAUAAAGAUACUUAGCAGUUGAAUGUAAUAUUCCACAUUAUAUUUUUACGGCCAGACGCACCCCUUGUAAUAAUAAAAGCAAUCUCUAUGAUGUUACCUAAAAUAUUGAUAAAGGUCACAGACAAAUUUCCAAAUGUAUCUAAAUAUUGUUAAUUUUAAGUGAUAUCUUUAAACUCUAGUCUUAUUUUAGUUAUAGAAAAAUAAUUUAUUGUAUUUAUUGGCUGUAAUAUAUUAUUUCGGUUAUUUAUAUAACUUAAAUGUAACAAUUACAUACCUAAUGGCGAGAAUGAAUUUACUGUGAUUAUAAAAGUAUAUUUUAAUUCUA